CUGACAUCACAAGCGAAAAUGAAGAUAGGAUCUUUUCGAUAACAGUUAACAUGAUUCUUUUCGUAUAUAUUUUUCUGCUUAUUGGACUCUCAUCAACUAUAAGAACUGCUAUAGCGAACAACAGUGACGGCUAUGUUGCUAAAGCAAAGUGGGGCAAAGCUGCAAUCAAUUUAAUUCUCUACUGUCUUGGGGGUCAUGUAUUCGGCGCGUUAUGGUACUUUUUUGCUCUCAAGGGAGUUUUGGCAUGUUGGAGGAAAGACUAUUUUUCAAGGAAUCACUUUAAUCCUCAUUCUGUUUUCUGUUCUUAUAAGCAUAAGAACAUAGGAGAGUUAAAUUGUCCUAAAUUAAAGAACGUUGGUACCGAAAUUAAUGAUUUUGGAAUAUUCAAUUUAGCUCUGGAGUCUCGUAUUGUGUAUUUGAGAAGAGAUUUUGGCAAGAGGUCUCUCUACGGUUUCAGAUGGGGCCUGCAAGCUCUCAGCUGUUUCGGCCAAAACCUGUUACCGAGUACGUCUGUCUUAGAAAAUCUUUUUGUGAUUUCGAUAAUCAUCUAUUCCACGGUGCUGUUUGCCCUUUUUAUCGGAAAUGUGGAGACAUAUCUACAAUUCAAUGGCGAAGAACCAAAGUAUAUAAUCAACAGAUUGAGGAUGAAAGAUCGCUUACAACGUUUGAAAGAUGUACAAGAGUUAAACGAUUGGGAAGAUUCAAAAUUGGACGAGUUGUGUCGUCGUAUCAAGCCAGUUUUAUAUGGCAAAGGCACUCUUAUCGUUCGGGAGGGCGAACCGAUCAGUGAAGUUCUCUUUGUGUUGAAAGGAAAACUAUGGACAUGCACCUCGACUGCGGCUGAUCAUGGCAAUGGCGGCAAUGUUAAAACCUUUGGGAAAGAACUUGUCCGUUGGAUUCAGGAUCACCCUCAAUCAAUCAGCCUGCCAAUCUCAUCAUCAACUAUUAAAGCGGUUGAGAAUGUCGAAGCCUUCGCUCUUACAGCUGCUGACUUGGCAGAUGUAUGGGUUAAUAUCCAAAACAACCAUAGGAUGACCACCAGAUCAAUCCUCCAGAGAUGUUUUCAGUUUUAAAUUUUUUAGGUAUGAGAUAUGGAACUGUUAGAAUAUAUUUGAAUAUAUUUCAAAUAUAUUAGUUAUCAUAAAUAUAUGAUCUAUAUUUCUGGUUAAUAUUUUUAGAACAG
Mangifera indica (mango) is the source of this 1183-nucleotide messenger RNA. RefSeq names its product probable cyclic nucleotide-gated ion channel 10. The record is from RefSeq and is a predicted model, not a curated record. Lineage: Eukaryota; Viridiplantae; Streptophyta; Magnoliopsida; Sapindales; Anacardiaceae. The transcript is spliced from 5 exons. Bases 51 to 1073 code for a protein of 340 amino acids.